UUUGUACAGGAUGCCUACAAGGAAAUCCUUCAGAUGUACUGGGAGAAGGCAACGAGAUUUGUGAAUGCCCAGUGUGAUGGAUUUGAACCCUGGCAGCUGGUUGGGCUGACCUUUUCUUCUACACUUCUAAGUGUCUGGCUCCAUGGCUUCCUCUUCCAGUCUGAGAGUUUAACAUCCCGAAGUAAAAAGCAAUUCUUUAAACUCCUGAGGAAGAUGCCAUUUGUUGGAGCCAUUAUUCAAAAGAAAAUUGAUGAUGCCUUGAAUGAUGUCACUUCCAGUUUAUCCUUCCUGAAAGGUGAAAAGGAUUAUAUCAAAGCCCUGCCAGAACAAGGCCUGAGCCAGCCUAAAGUGCUGGAGAAGAUGAAAGAGUACAGCUCCAAAGGAGAUGUACGCUGGCAGGAUGGGAAAGUCUCUGGGACUGUGUACAGUGGAGAAGAGAAGCUCACCCAUCUCCUAGUGAAGGUGUAUGAAGAGUUUGCCUGGAGUAAUCCUCUCCAUCCAGAUAUAUUCCCUGGCUUGAGGAAGAUGGAAGCAGAAGUAGUGAGGAUUGCAUGUACGCUCUUCCAUGGAGGCCCCGACUCUUGUGGUGCUAUGACAUCUGGAGGGACUGAGAGCAUCCUGAUGGCCUGCAAGGCCUACCGAGACCUGGCUUAUGAGAGAGGCAUCAAACAGCCAGAAAUGCUGGUCCCGGUGAGCGCCCACGCAGCCUUCGACAAGGCAGCACACUACUUUGGGCUGAAGCUGGUUCACAUACCAUUGACCAAGGCUAUGGAAGUGGAUGUGCAGGCAAUGAGGAGAGCCAUCUCGAGGAACACAGCCAUGCUGGUCUGCUCUGCUCCCCAGUUCCCACAUGGAAUUAUGGACCCCAUUGAUGAAGUGGCAGAGCUUGCAGUGAAGUACAAAAUCCCCUUCCAUGUGGAUGCCUGCCUGGGAGGCUUUCUGAUUGCUUUCAUGGACAAGGCAGGGUUCCCUCUGAAGCGUCCCUUUGACUUCCGAGUGAGAGGGGUCACCAGCAUUUCUGCUGACACCCACAAGUAUGGCUAUGCUCCCAAGGGCUCCUCCGUGGUGCUGUACAGUGACAAGAAGUACAGGAGCUACCAGUUCUUCAUAGCACCUGACUGGCAAGGGGGCAUAUAUGCCUCCCCCUCCGUGGCAGGCUCCAGGCCUGGUGGCAUCAUAGCUGCUUGCUGGGCAACCCUGAUGCACAUAGGAGAGUCAGGCUACGUGGAGGCCACGAAGAGGAUCAUCAAAACAGCUCGUUUCCUUGAAUCAGAGCUGAGAAAAAUUGACAGCAUCUUCAUCUUGGGCAAGCCUGAGGUGUCUGUCCUCUCCAUCGGCUCGGACACUUUCGACAUCUAUCGGUUAUCGAAUUUCUUAGCUGCCAAAGGAUGGAACUUAAAUGUUCUGCAGUUCCCAUCAAGCAUUCACCUCUGCAUCACGCAGCUGCACACCAAGCCCGGCGUGGCCGAGCGCUUCCUGCAGGACGUCAGGGACAGCAUCGCAGAUAUCAUGAAGGACCUCCAUGCCAAGACCACAGGCAUGGGAGCUAUCUAUGGAAUGGCUCAGUCCGUCCCAGACAGGAGUUUGGUAGCGGAGAUCUCUCAGGCCUACCUGGAUGGCCUCUACAGCACGGAUGUUCCUUGCAGUGAGAAGCACAUGAACGGCUCUCCUGGCCACCACUGA
Indicator indicator is the source of this 1683-nucleotide messenger RNA. RefSeq names its product sphingosine-1-phosphate lyase 1 (gene SGPL1). The transcript has 13 exons. Gene Ontology annotation, molecular function: pyridoxal phosphate binding; sphinganine-1-phosphate aldolase activity. NCBI's taxonomy places the organism in Eukaryota, Metazoa, Chordata, Aves, Piciformes, Indicatoridae. Gene Ontology annotation, cellular component: endoplasmic reticulum. The annotation marks the transcript as partial. The record is from RefSeq and is a predicted model, not a curated record. Gene Ontology annotation, biological process: sphingolipid catabolic process; carboxylic acid metabolic process.